Messenger RNA from Vanessa tameamea, 7277 nucleotides. RefSeq names its product zinc finger protein ZFP2-like. Gene Ontology annotation, molecular function: DNA-binding transcription factor activity, RNA polymerase II-specific; RNA polymerase II cis-regulatory region sequence-specific DNA binding. Gene Ontology annotation, biological process: regulation of transcription by RNA polymerase II. The record is from RefSeq and is a predicted model, not a curated record. Bases 700 to 2880 code for a protein of 726 amino acids. The transcript has 21 exons. Gene Ontology annotation, cellular component: nucleus. Lineage: Eukaryota; Metazoa; Arthropoda; Insecta; Lepidoptera; Nymphalidae.
UACCAACAAAUGGGUGAAGACAAAAACCUCAAAAAUACACGCUCUAUAAAAUAUCGUCGAUGGCAUUGUGAAACGUGUGAUAUAUUUACUAAUUCUCAUAAUCAGUUCAAUCAACAUCUGGAGGGAGUUGGGCAUCGGCAUAAAAUAAUGACAAAAAACAAUAGAACGACAAACAAUAUCAAGGUGGAUGAAGAGAAAUGCAACACUCAAUUUUACGUUUUAGCAUUUAUACAAGUGGUUAUAAUUUCGUUUACAAUAUUUUAUGCUAUUAUUAAAAUUUGUAAUCAUUAAAUAGGAGAUAAAAAUUAACAUAAGUAGUGGGUUUUAACGAUGCCUUAAAUUUCGCGCCACAAUUUUAAUUGGCGGAGAAGUCGUCCCCAAGCGUUCACGGCUUCUAUGCGCACGAACGAACGCGCAGAACAAUGAGGUAGCAGCCAUUUUAUGUCGGUGCCUAAGAAAAACAUAAUUCGAAUGGCCAAUCUUAACGAAAUUGUGUAAUUAGUGCUCUAAUUUAUGUGUUUCUGCACACGCAACUAUUAUUAGGUGUUUCUUUACUUAUCAGGUUGUGCUUGAUGAUGGGGGUGCAAGAAGCAGUUCGCCAUUAGUUUCCCGGCACACUGGGGCGUGGGCGUCGGGGGUGUGGCACGGGGCGUGGGGGUCCCCGUGCCACCCCCCGGCGACCUACUCGCCACGAUAUCCAUGUUCGAACAGCAGAUUAAGGCUGAGCCUAUGAGUUUCUACACACAUCCACAUAUAAAUACCGGUCCCCCAACAAUAGUCCGUUCAGAUUCAAACCAUGGGAUCAUAAAUAUGAACCAGCACCUUCCACAAGAAGAUUCCAAGGAUAGCCUCAUAGUACAACAACAAGUACAACACCAACAGGAGCUGCUGGAACAGCACCAACAACACGAAAUGCACGAUGAUGAGGUAGACAAUCUUAGCUUCAAGGGUAUGGAAGAUGAGGGGGUAGAGAUGGACAUGGAUGGUCGACAAUGUUCUCAGGGUAUGGGGGUUGACAUGGGUUCAGUUCAAACAAAAAUGGAAGUUUCAAAUGGCGGCCAAGGAAUGCCAAGGUCCAAACCUCAGGCCUGUAAGGUUUGUGGAAAGGUACUUUCAUCAGCUUCAUCCUACUAUGUCCACAUGAAGCUACAUUCAGGAAAUAAACCCUUCCAAUGCACGGUGUGCGACGCGGCGUUCUGUCGCAAGCCGUACCUGGAGGUGCACAUGCGCACGCACACCGGCGAGCGGCCCUUCCAGUGCGACCUCUGCCUCAAGCGCUUCACGCAAAAGUCCAGCCUCAACACGCACAAGCGCGUGCACACCGAUGAGCACAUGCGAGCCUUGAUGGUGAAGGACCGGCCCUACAAGUGUGAGCUCUGUCAGAUGCGCUUCACGCAGAGCUCCAGCCUCAACAGACACAAGAAAAUACAUACGGAGGAGCACAGACGAGCCCUGUUAGAGAAAGUGCGGCCGUACCAGUGCCACAUCUGUUUUAUGCGCUUCACUCAGAAGUCCAGCCUGGGCCGACACGGAAAAAUACACACCGAGGAGCACAUCCAAUCGCUGAUCAACAAAGUGCGCCCCUAUCAAUGCGACAUCUGUGACAAGCGGUUCACUCAGAAGUCCAGCCUUGGCACUCAUAAACGUAUACACACCGGCGAGCGGCCCUUCCAGUGCACCGUCUGCCUCAAGUCCUUCACGCAGAAGUGCGCGCUCAAUUUGCACGAAAAGAUACAUACGGGCGAGCGGCCCUAUCAGUGCGACGCGUGUCUCAAGCGCUUCACGCAGAAGUCGAGCCUCAAUAUACAUAAACGGACGCACACAGUCCAGGGCAGACCGUUCCAGUGCCUGUCGUGUCCCGCCGCCUUCACCUGCAAGCAAUACCUGGAGAUACACACGCGCACACACACCGGCGAGCGACCCUAUCAGUGCGACAUCUGCCUGAAGCGCUUCACGCAGAAGUCCAGUCUCAACAUCCACAAGCGGACGCACUCAGUGCAGGGCCGGCCGUUCCAGUGUCUGCAGUGCCCGGCCGCCUUCACUUGCAAGCAGUACCUCGAAAUCCACAAUCGCACGCACACCGGCGAGCGCCCCUACCAGUGCGACGUCUGCCUCAAGAGAUUCGCGCAAAAAUCUACACUCAACAUACACAAAAGAACGCACACAGUGCAAGGGCGGCCGUAUCAAUGCAUGGAGUGUCCGGCGGCGUUCACUUGCAAGCCGUACCUGGAAAUACACAUGCGCACGCACACUGGCGAGCGGCCCUUCGAGUGCGAUGUCUGUUACAAACGCUUCACGCAGAAAUCUACACUCAACAUUCACAAGCGCAUUCAUACCGGGGAACGUCCAUAUGCAUGUGAUAUUUGCCAAAAACGAUUUGCAGUGAAGAGUUACGUUACAGCACAUAGAUGGUCGCACGUGGCGGACAAGCCGCUGAACUGCGAGCGGUGCUCGAUGACGUUCACGUCGAAGUCGCAGUUCGCGCUGCACAUCCGCACGCACUCCAGCGGGCCGUGCUACGAGUGCAGCGUCUGCGGGCGCACCUUCGUCCGCGACAGCUACCUCAUACGACACCACAAUCGGGUGCAUCGCGAGAACCACAGCAACGUGUCUGCGAACAGUAUCGGCACUAUUAACAGCGUGGCCACUAACACGAACAACUCCAACAACGGGAACUACGACUCGCCCGGUGUCUGUGAUUUAAGUUUCGUGCCAAUGGUGAACCGUUACAUGACGUCUCAGGGCACCCAGGUGUCGAUGCAGGACACGCAGAGUAAAAUGUCCGCCAUGUCGCCACAGUCCAUCGCCUCAAUCUCGUCGCCGCCGCCGCCGCACACGCCCACGCCGCAGCCGCUGCCCGCGCUGCGCCUCGCCGACUGAUCCGCACUCCACACAAGUUUUGAUAGCUCUCGAUGGAUCGGCGAGCGGUUCGAGUGCAAUAACUAAAAAGGCAGCCGUCGGAAGCAGCUAAGAGAGAAUAAAACGAGAGCAAAAAUUGAAAGCCGAGGCUCCUGAAAAUGUCCAGCGUGGACUUAUACACAAAAACAGAUUGUUUAUUUUAUAUUAUUUAUUUAUCCGUUUAAUUUCGUCGGCCGUGACGCGUGCGAUAGGAAGAGAAACCCUCGGGCAGCAAUGGCAGCAGCAGCGGCAGCGAGCGGGACAUCACAGUGGAGUUGAGGAGUAGCAGUAGUCACGUAGCGGUACCGCCUUUCAUUGCAUUGUGAUUUAUACCCACGACUGUGAUUUAUCUCUACCAUCACACGAUUAUAUUAAUUCGUGGUGGCAAACAUAAAUCGAUACUUAACUCUCAUCGUUAUAGAUCGUAGGCCUAAAUUUAUGAUCUCAUAUUCUAAUUUGCUUAGUGAUAACUUUCGGAAUCGUAUAUGGUUAAUCUCCGACUUUGAAAUUCUAAAUUUUUAACGUUCACUCGCUCAUUAUCCGCGUCUUCAUUAGUCGUAGUGAAAGUAACAAUAUCUUAUUGCGAUGCUUUAACUUAGGAUGUGUCAGUGUAUAUGAAGUUCAAUAAUUUUAUAGAACUGUUACCGUGGACAUAUGAAGUAUUUUGAUCGGUAAGAAUUUAAGGGACUCUUUAGAUGAUACUUCUCCUAAUUAAUCCGUAAGAAUGCUUUAAUAAUGGUUCAGGUUUCAUACGAGAAUAAUAAUAUAUACAAGUACAAAAUAAAUCGAGUCGCAGAGUCCUCAGAGGCAAUAAUAAGGCUUCACAAAAUAAAUUUAAUAUGAUGUUUAUUGGAGUAAUCCAGAGAAGUGCCUGUUGCAACAUAAAAUUGGCAAUAUUUUUUAAUCGUAUUUCGUUCAUAAUAAAAAUAUGUUCGGUGUUCAAAAUGUGAUCGGUCGCCACAAGUCGAUCGCGUGUGGUCAUAUGGCAAUAAGUGGAACCUAAGGCAGUUGUAUUUCAUGUGCGGUUAGUUAUCGGUACAGAGCGUUUCAUUUGUGAAGCUUCUUACUAAAACUUUGUGUGCCUUCUAGCAGAUAGCGACGUUAGGCAAUAUCAAUCAUAACACCAUCGAUAACACUUCAUUUUGUUCACUUGUCUCGACUUUAUUCGCGAUGUGUUUGAUUUAAUUUCUCAUCUUAUUAUUACAAAACAUAGUUUUUCGUAUAGGAUACGUUUUAAAUCAUUUUAUGAAAAUAUGUUUGCUGAUGUUAAACAUUGUUCCAUUGCUAUUUUAUUCGAAUAAUAGUGAUAACAUAGAUAUAGCGCAGUAGUCUUCCAAUACCUUGAGACAAUGUUCUUUAGCACGGGGAGUGCAAGUAAUGUGUCCGCUGCGGGGGUUCCUUAUGGUUUGCCAUUAUUGAUAUCAAAGAUAGAUUGGUGCCAUUUCUAUGUAAAUGAUGUGGUAGCGUAAGUUUAGUUAAGUUUGCAGGUCAGGGUAGAUUGGAAAUAAAAUAUUGUAGUGAAUCACUUUCUUGUAGUAUUAUAUACCAACUUUUGUCUGAACCGCGAUUUUUACUUCUAACAAUGUAAUAUUGUUUUUGUUUUCUGUUUAUAUAUUUUUUUAUAUACAUUAUUUUAUUUCCACGACGUUGUGUGUCCAUGAGCUGAGGGUCGAAAUUGUAAAUAUUGGUAGGGUUUAUUUAUUCAAAUGGAGUAAUACGAUUCAAAAUUAAUGUAAGAACAUUAUAUGAUUUGUAGAAUCAUUUUUCUUCUACAAUCAUAGAGUAUAUCGAACUGAUGAUAAAAAAAAAUGAAAUUAAUCAUAGAAUAUUUAGCGCAGAAGUAUACUUUUGGGUAUUAAAAUCAAAAUUUCCUUGUAGAUAUAAAUAUUAAUAAUAAUAAUAUAUACAUAUGGAUGUUGUUUGAUAGUCCUCAAUAUUUUUUUAUAUUUUGAUAGUUCUGUAUUUGAGACACGAAAAAAUAGGCCAAUAAUUCUUUCAUCAUUUACAUAUAUACGAUAAAUAUGUAUGUAGAAGGUACUUUAAGAUAAAUUGACAUGACGGAUGCAUUUAGUUUCCCGGAAGAAAUGAAAAUAGAAACAAUUAUCAAAAUAUUUCUUGUCUUUAAUAAAUUCUUUUUUUUUAUAAGUUUCUUACCAAGCCAUUGAGAACAGUAUUAUUUAGAGAAACUAGAAGUUUGGUUUAACGUGUAGAAUAAAUCUUCAAUUACCAGGAUUUAAACACCAUUGAGACAAAAAUAACAUUAUUUACCAAUAGUUUGUAGCAACACUGUCAAAUACCACGUAAUUGGUUUUUAUCAAUGUUGGUACUGUAUAAUUCAUAGAUAUUAUGAAUGGAAAUAGAAACACCAACAUAGUAAACUAGGUACAUAUAAAGUAUAUAAAUAUAUGUUUAUCGCAUAUCGAAGGCUCGGGGAGAGUGAUUUUUCUUCGAGGAAUUAUAUAAUUAGUUAUAUAUUUUUUGUUGUUAUCUGUUCAGCCUUUAUGAUUGUUUUCCUUAUUAUAAAUUAUUAAUGCAUUGAUCUAUCGUUGCGUUAUUCUCACCGAGUCGAGAGAUAGGCAUAGAACUGUCCCUUUUCCGUUACGAAACGAGCUCCCCUUUUACAACCCGUAUUUACGUAUCGACUAGGGCCAGGCGCACGUUUCGUAAAUGAUCAGGGUCUAAAAUAAAAACAGAUAAGACGCAUAAAUUAGGUUGAGAUCCACUAAAUAGUUUUUAAGGCGAGUCCUAAGUGGGUUAAAAAUUUGUGUGUCUUCUCUGCCCAAACUAUUUUACAUACCGAUGUUAGUUACUAUGUAUACUUAGAGGGUAAUAUUAAACUAUGUAUUUGAUUACGUAACCGUCAGAGUGUUAUAAGUUAUAUUUCUCUUUCUCUACUUAUAUUUUUUGAACCGUAGAAAAGACUGAAUCACUAAAACGAUCCACAACUUUGAAACAUAAGAAUACUCACGUAAAUUGGCAAAACUUUAUUAGAUCGUAUAUUUAUUUUUGUUAAAACAUCGGAGCGGUUGUGGUGUUGGACCAACCAGUUCAUAUGUAAAAUUCAUAACUUCGGUUAAAGAAAGCGUACAUAUCCUUAUCCUGAAUAUAAAUGUAUAGUUGCGUUUUGGAAGCAGAGUACUAGUCCCGGCCGCGGUGGAGCGAACACGAACAGCAGUGAGCCUUGUGUAAUCGUUACGUCUAAGCUACAUAAAUAUAUUUUAGUUCUAUCGUAUCGUUAGAUUUACGCGUACUUCCGCUUUGCCAACAUAUUGCGUUGCUUACAUCAUAAUCAUACGAGAGUACAGCCUAAGGAUUUUAACUUUUUUUUUAUAUACUGAGAGCUAUUUCUAAGUCACUGUUUUUUUACAAUUUGUAGUUAUAUAUUAUUACUAACAAAAAUGGCUAAAAGCCAAACUUGGACACGUUUUGGAGUAUUUUACAUACUUUUAAUUUCGAUUUUUAUUAAAAGUCGAAGAACAAAAAUCAUGGCAUGAUUUUUUAUCUGCGGUCAUUUAGUUAUAGCUCUACAGAGUUUUAUUGACCAAUAUUUUUAACUACAACUGUUUUUCUUUUAUUGUUAAAAUUUUUAGGCUAGUUUAUAUUUUAUGAAAUAAGUUAGAUUCGUUAACUGUGGUGUAUUACAUUGCACGUGAAUAUGAUAUGACCUUUACAGCCUUCUUUGCAUAAACCAUUGUUUUAGUCUGAAUGUAUUGUGAUAAAUUAAUUAUUAUUAUUAGUUUAAUAAGCGGCUGGUAACACUUAAACUCCGAGUAGUGAUAAAAGCGAUUAUCCUAUCGGACAACUAGAUGUUGUUACUUUCUAUAUUUUAUAUUGUUAUUUUUUCCUAUUGAUGUAUACGUUUUUUUAGAUGAUUACAAAUUUUAUUCUAUGCGGACUGACUCUACACGCUACACUAUUAAUAGCUAUUUAGCUGAUUUGGGUGUUAUCAUCAACUUAAAUAUAAUUCUUAUUUUAUUUUAUCCUUAAAUAUUGUUUAUCGUUAAUAUUUUGAGAGUAUACAACUUUUCAACUAAGUAAAGAGGCUGUAAGGGAAAUUAUGUAGUCAGCAUUAUGUAUAUGCUUUAAUGUGAUUUUUUAAAUGUACUCUUUAUUAUAUAAUAGUAUCAUCAAUCAAUAUAAUUAGCGAACUAACAAAGCGAUUUUUAAUUUUUUUAAGUUCAUAGUGAUUUAUAUUGAGAUCAAAAUAAAUACAGAGUUUAUUUAAUUUUAUGGAAAAUAUACAUUGUAAAAUUUUAGUGCUCUUUUUGAAGAGCUCUAUUAAAAAGAAAUCUAUAUGAAUGCAAAAUAACAAGUCACGAUUCUUUUAGAGGUCGCCAUGUAGUCGAGAAAAAUAAACGUGCCAUGAUAUUUGUGGCUAA